AUGUGGAGUUGGAUCGUGUUAUAUGUUCGCCGGAAUUUUUUCCAUCUUUGCUUUGAGUCAAACCUUAAUAGUUCAGCAUCAAAUCUUCAAGACUCAGCUGGAAGGCCAUUUACAGCAUCCUUUUCGGGUCAAUCUGGAUCAAUUCCAGGUUUCCAUCAUUCUGGUUUGCAUAACACUCAUGGAAGUUACAACCUUCCAAGUAUGCCUGGAUCACUUGCACAAAGGAAUGCUGCCAUGAGUGGCCUUCCGUCCUCUGGGGUUCAACAACCUGGAGGUAGCAUUCCUGGGAGAUUCCCUUCAAACAACCUUCCGGUUGCCAUGUCUCAGAUUCCUCAUGCACAUUCAGGUGUCAGUGGUAGAGGGGUGAAUUUUGGCGGAGGUCCGGCAUUUAGUAGCAGCAUGAAUAUUGGUGGUAACAUCCAAGGCUUAUCCGGUGGUAGUCGCAAUUCUGUUCCUGGGAUGUCAGUAUCUCCAUCUUUAGGAAACUCUGGUCCACGGAUCACAAGUUCUGUAGGAAAUAUUGUAAGUGGAAGCAAUAUUGGAAGAAAUAUAAGCACUGGUGGUUUGUCCGUGCCAAGUAUUGCAUCACGGAUGAAUCUGAGUGGCAAUGCUGGGAGUGGUAGUCUGAAUGUGCAAGGAUCCAGUCGAAUGAUGAAUGGCUUGCUUCAUCAACAAGCAUCUCCUCAGUUGAUAAAUAUGCUUGGAAGUUCAUAUCCAACAUCUGGAGGUUCAUUAUCGCAGAACCAAAUUCAAGCAGGAAAUAAUUCUCUUAGUUCUAUGGGGAUGUUGCAUGAUGCCGUUGACACUGCUCCAUUUGACAUAAAUGAUUUUCCCCAAUUGUCUGGUCGGCCUAGUUCUGCUGGUGGUCCGCAAGGACAAUAUGGGUCACUGCGCAAGCAAGGAGUUGGUGUUAACACCAUUGUGCAACAAAACCAGGAAUUCAGCAUUCAAAAUGAAGACUUCCCGGCUUUGCCUGGAUAUAAAGGUAACCCUUCGGAUCAUAAUGCUAUGGAGUUGCAUCAUAAGGAACAACUCCACGAGAAUGUACCUGUAAUGCAAUCGCAGCAGUAUCCUAUGGCAAGGUCAGGCUUUAACUUAGGAAGUAGCUACCUACCUAAUCGUCAACAACACCAGCAAGGUGCUAAUUCAAUUCAAAAGAUUCAGGCGGGACCAACACCACCUGAUCCAUAUGGCUUGUUAGGAUUGCUGGGAGUUAUAAGGAUGAAUGAUGCUGAUUUAGCAUCUCUUGCUUUAGGAAUAGAUUUGACAACAUUGGGUUUGAACUUGAACUCACCAGAUAAUCUAUACAAGACAUUUGGCUCACCCUGGUCGAAUGACCCAGCAAAAGGAGAUACUGAUUUUCGAAUUCCAGCUUGUUACUUCUCUGAGCAAACUCCACCGCUACAGCCCUUACUUUUUCAGAAGUUUCACAUACUAAUACUUUUUUACAUCUUCUAUAGCAUGCCAAGGGAUGAAGCUCAGCUGUAUGCUGCCAAUGAACUGUAUAAUCGGGGAUGGUUUUACCAUAAAGAAGUGCGCUUAUGGUUCACAAGAACUGCAAAUGUGGAACCUCUAGUCAAAACUCACCUCUAUGAACGUGGAUCUUACCUUUGCUUUGACCCAGAUAUCUGGGAUUCAGUCUGUAAGGACAACUUUGUUCUCUACUAUGAGCUGGUAGAGAAAAGGCCAGCCCUGCCUUCAAUAGCACAAAACGUUAGAUGA
This is a messenger RNA of Miscanthus lutarioriparius, 1722 nucleotides long. The record is from the annotation of a GenBank genome assembly. Lineage: Eukaryota; Viridiplantae; Streptophyta; Magnoliopsida; Poales; Poaceae.